Kwoniella mangroviensis CBS 8507 is the source of this 2205-nucleotide messenger RNA. RefSeq lists its product as uncharacterized. NCBI's taxonomy places the organism in Eukaryota, Fungi, Basidiomycota, Tremellomycetes, Tremellales, Cryptococcaceae. Bases 1 to 2205 code for a protein of 734 amino acids. The record is from RefSeq and is a predicted model, not a curated record. The transcript is spliced from 3 exons.
AUGUCCAAGUCGCAGGAUCUCACUCCGCAACUACAUCAUGCUCGACAACUACUCUCAGAGCUAAUACGUCAUAUCGAUGGAUUCGAUCUGACCCAGCCGAUGUAUCGUGCUCCGAUAUUGGAUAGGAUACGGUAUGAACCUUGGGGUCAAGAUGAAAUCAUGGGAUGGAAGAAGUGGUUCGAUGGUGUCGAGAAUCAUAUGAGGCUUCUGGAAGCUAUGAUCGAAUCGGGCGUACCACCAAAAGACGAUCCCAUCCCUACUGUUUCCAAUCUCAUCACGUACUGGAAAAUCAUCAUUACUUCCGAAUCGCCAAUAGUAGGUGUGAAGAUGAGUAUGGGUGGAGAUAAGAGGUUAAACAACACUUGGCCAAUAAAUAAACCUUCGCAGGGCGGUAAGAUCAAGGAUAAGGGAAAAGAAAAGGCCAAGGAGAAAGAGAAGGAAGUUUGGGUGGACGUCAUUGCUCAAGGUGGAAGGGAAUGGAAAAGGAUAUACAGUAAAAAGAUAUCCCACCUAUUGGCGGAAUUUAGAGAAGCGGAUUCAUAUAUAAACAGCGAUUACGAUUCUGAUUCAUCUUCACCUUCCGCUUCUUCAAGCAAGUCAAAACCCACACCUGGAAUGGAUAAUUCCCUCAUCACGACUGCACAAGAUCUACUUCGUGCUGCAAGUCUAGUGGAACGUAUACCUGGUGCUCCUGUACCUAAGAUAACCAUCCAUCUUACCAGAAUCCCGUCAUCACCAAAAGAUUCAUAUCGAGAAAGCGACACAUCCCUUCAGCGGGACAGUGAAGAAGAGGUGGAAUGGCCAGAUGAUCGUAUACCCCUCACAUUCCAGAAGAUCCGAGAAAUGGGCGUGAAUCUGAUAUUUGGCGAUCUAUCGCAAACACCACUGUCCUCUCUAAACGGCCCGACGGGUCCAGCCGAACCUAUACCGAGCCUAAGGUUCAAUCUGGAUAUAACCACCUUGAUGGGACUUUGCUCGGACGUCCUUCAUCAUACCUUACCUACAUCUAAGGACGAAGCUGCAUCUAGAUCACUCCGACCCACUAGUCAUUUAUUGCACAAUGCCGAUGGGGAAGUAGUAUUAGUAUCGAGAGGGAGAGAUGGGACGGGUAAGACCAAGAACAAGCUUAAGCGACAAAUCGAUAUUGAUAAUGAUGAUGAAGGCGAGUAUGAGAGAUUGAAGGGACAGAGUCAAAAUUCAAUAGAACUGUAUAAAUGUAUAUUAGAAGAGAUGGAAAGACCUUUUAUUGAAGAGUUCAAUAACGUCAUCCAAGAAGCUUGGAAAGAUCAAAGAUCAAUAUCAUCAAGACGGCUAGAUGACCUGAAGAUCAAGGAUGAUACUCAACCUCAAGUGGAAUUUUGGACUACCGUCGAAGCUGCUCAAUACACCUAUGAAGCACUUUCGUCUGGACCCGCACACGGACAUGGAAUGGAACAACUUCGUAUGCGGAGGAUGUUAGGUUUAGAACAAGGUGAUUUCUUUGAAGGAAGUAGGUAUAAAGGUAAUGAAGGUUAUUUGAAGGAUUUGAAAAUAAACAUAUUCGAUCUGGACGAAAAAGUGUUCAGGCCGAGGAGCAUUGAGGAGGUUUUGAAAAACGCUAGGAACCGUGGUGAAGGUCUAUCUACAACCAAUGGAAACGCUACUGAUCAGAUAAGAGUCGAUCAAGUUGGAAAUGGGAAAGUUGACGUAAAUGGGAAAACAGGAUUUCAUCAAACUUUAUAUUCUAUCACUUCCCUAUUCCUGAAUCAAUAUUACCUAUCCUUAGUUCCCAAUAUCGACACCAACCCGAACGCAAGAAAAGAUUCAGAUGGCGAUGGAAAAAUCAAAUCUCAAAAUCUUACAAUCAACCUACCCAACUUUUUACAACCUCGUAAAUUACCUACACCACCUAUUGCCAAAAUAUCUUUACCGUUCCCUGUAGUUUCUCUGCAUUCGUUGAAUCGCGGUGCGAAAGAGGGUAUGACGACGAUCAUGAUGGGUACUGCGACUUUGAAGGAGGUCUGGACUCAGGUUACGUGGAGGUUAAGAGGUUGGGAGAGAGGUUGGUAUAAUUGGGAUGAUGAAGAGAGAAAAACGGAAAGGGGGAAUGCAGCUGUUAUGAUUUUCCCUUAUAGGGUAUUUGGAGAAGGUAAGAGGGUGAGAUUUGAGAAGGGAGAUUAUUCUUAUCCUACGAAAGAUUGGUGGGAUGAGGAUGAUACGGCAUGA